UUGGAGUGGUGCCCUGGAAGCAGGAACGGCGCGUACUGCCUUAAUGAUCAUCAAAAAUUUCACAGUGCUGUUGUGUUUGCACGUGUGCCGUGUUCUGUUGCAGUGCAAGGAGCGGCAAUCUGCUUGUUGCCGCUUGCAGUAGGCAUCGGUGGGGCAAACAUACAGCGAUGGUACUUCGACCAGAACACCCAGAAAUGUUUGGCAUUCAUUUAUGGUGGUUUGUACGGUAAUCAGAACAAUUUCCUCACACAGCAACAAUGCGAGCAAGCUUGUCCCGACCAGUGCAGUAGCAAUUAUUGGUGCCACAUUGGCGCGACAGCGCAAACAACUGUCUGUUGCCCCGGACGAGGUUCCAGCUUCUACAAACUUUUCUUUAGUUCAAUAAAAAUUGACUGUGAAGCACCAGUUUACAAUGUUAGUUGUGCUGCAGUGGAAGGCUAUGCAAUCUGUCAGCAAGCAAUGGCACCCGGCACAGGGACUGCUAACUUACAACGAUGGUACUACGAUAUCAAUGCCCGGCAAUGUCUCCCGUUCACUUACAAAGGCAUGAUGGGCAACCAGAAUAAUUUUCUCACCAAGCAACAAUGCCAGCUGGCUUGCCCUGCAUAUACAAAUGUGUGUCCACAAGGUGUGCCAUUGUUGGAUGCAAGCACAAAUUUGCCCAAACGCUGCACAUUUGCAAAAAAUAGCUGUGGACCGGAUCACUGGUGCCAUCUGGGCUUGAUACCGGACGAGUAUCAGUGCUGUCCCGGUGAACCAACCAACCCGGCUGCAUGCAAGGGUCUACCGUAUUCGGUGGGCGUCACAGGAGCACCAGCACCACCAGCUAUUCGAUGGUACUACGACAAGGCUUCUAUGAGCUGCAAAACGUUUGAGUAUUACGGGCGUAAAGGGAACCAAAAUAAUUUCCUGACCGAAGCGGACUGCUCCGCCACUUGCAAAGGUUCACACCGCAUUCACUUCAAACCUUUUUUUUCUGCACUUUACUGCAUGUUUUUGAUUGUAAGCAUUAAUUACAUUGGCAGAGACUGUCCUGGAUUCAUAAGGCCAAGGAUAAUUGGAACACGCCAGUGA
Messenger RNA from Gongylonema pulchrum, 1074 nucleotides. The record is from the annotation of a GenBank genome assembly. Lineage: Eukaryota; Metazoa; Nematoda; Chromadorea; Rhabditida; Gongylonematidae.